AUGACAAUGGAAAAUAACGAUUCUGACGAAGAGACACAAAAGGGACCGGUAGAAAAUGCUUGGUCAAUGAAAAUACCAAAAUUUAAACCUGAAGAUAAUCCACAUGGGCUCCUGGAGGAAAGUAAAUUUGCAACUUUAUUCCCUAAGUAUCGCGAACAAUAUCUUAAAGAAUGCUGGCCUUUAGUACAAAAAGUAUUGAAUAACCAUAACAUUGUUGCCGAAUUAGACCUGAUUGAAGGUAGUCUAACUGUUAAAACUACGAGAAAAACGUGGGAUCCUUAUAUUAUUAUAAAAGCACGAGAUUUCAUGAAAUUACUAUCUAGAAGUGUUCCUUUUGAGCAAGCUGUCCGAGUUUUAGAAGAUGAAAUAGGUUGCGACAUUAUUAAAAUUAACUCAUUUGUUAGCAAAAAGGAGACCUUCCUUAAAAGGCGACAAAGAUUGAUUGGUCCUAAUGGAGUAACAUUAAAAUCAAUAGAACUAUUGACUGAAUGUUAUGUUUUAGUUCAAGGUAACACUGUAUCUGCUGUAGGCCCAUAUAAAGGUUUAGUACAAGUGAGAAGAAUUGUUGAAGAUACCAUGAAAAAUAUACACCCUAUGUACAAUAUUAAAAGUCUUAUGAUUAAGCGUGAGUUGAUGAAAGAUUCAAGAUUAAAAAAUGAAAGUUGGGACAGAUUUUUACCUAAUUUUAAAAGUAAAAAUGUUCCAAGAAAACAACCUAAAAAGAAAAUCAACAAAAAACCUUACACUCCAUUUCCACCCCAGCAACCAGAAAGUAAAAUUGAUAAAGAAUUGGCAACUGGUGAAUACUUCCUCAAAGAUGACCAGAAAAAAGCAAAACGAAAACAUGAAAAAGAGGAAAAACAACAAGAAGCAAAGAAGGCCAAAGAAGAAGCAAGAAAGAAAGAUUUUAUUCCUCCAGAGGAAAAGAAAUAUGAAAACAAUGCAUCAACUGAACCUACUGUUAAUAUUAGUGCAUUUAAGGCAAAAAUGAAAAAAGCUGCAAAACAUACUAAAAAUAAAUAA
Pieris macdunnoughi is the source of this 1023-nucleotide messenger RNA. The record is from the annotation of a GenBank genome assembly. NCBI's taxonomy places the organism in Eukaryota, Metazoa, Arthropoda, Insecta, Lepidoptera, Pieridae.